AUGGACUACCAGAACCGCGCGGGCUCCAAAUUCGGCGGCGGCGGCGUAGCCUCCCACUCCGCCACCAACGCCGACCGCCGCGAGCGCCUGCGCAAGCUCGCCCUCGAGACCAUCGAUCUCGACAAAGACCCUCCAUCAAAACGACGGCUCCUACCUCGCCCCACCCAAGGCAAGAAGCAUCAAACGAACCUCGCCCGUCGCGCCGCCCGCGAACAAAAAGAAGGCAAAGGCGAGGUCGACCCCCAAACGGGUCUCCCCGUCGGUGUCGUCGGCGCCGGUUUCGCUGCGCUCGGCCUGGGCGCGGGAGGCGUGCGCAAGAACGUGGUCAAGAUCGGCCGUCCCGGAUACAAGAUCACCAAAGUACGCGACCCCAUCACGCGCCAGCAAGGGUUGCUGUUCCAGCUGCAGUACCCGGACAUUGCGACCGGUGUUACCCCGAAAUGGCAGGUCAUGAGCGCGUUCAGCCAACGGGUGGAGGAGCCAGAUAGGAAUUAUCAGUACCUCCUUGUCGCGGCGGAGCCGUACGAGACGUGCGGGUUCAAGAUCCCGGCGCGUGAGCUAGACAAGCGCGAGGACAGGCAGUUUGAGUUUUGGGACCCGGAUAGCAAGGAGUACUGGGUGCAGAUCAUGUUUAUGACGGAGCGCGAGGAGAGGUUUAAUGCGGCGCCUGGGUUGACGGGGAGGAGGUGA
Molecule: messenger RNA, 690 nt
Organism: Sordaria macrospora k-hell
Lineage: Eukaryota; Fungi; Ascomycota; Sordariomycetes; Sordariales; Sordariaceae
Source: RefSeq, a predicted model, not a curated record